Messenger RNA from Carcharodon carcharias (great white shark), 5535 nucleotides. Its product is annotated as lactosylceramide 4-alpha-galactosyltransferase-like. NCBI's taxonomy places the organism in Eukaryota, Metazoa, Chordata, Chondrichthyes, Lamniformes, Lamnidae. The transcript is spliced from 4 exons. The record is from RefSeq and is a predicted model, not a curated record. Gene Ontology annotation, biological process: protein O-linked glycosylation. The coding region runs from base 294 to 1403 and encodes 369 amino acids. Gene Ontology annotation, molecular function: acetylglucosaminyltransferase activity.
GCCCAGUGAAUGCGGAAGCUGAUCCCUUGCCUCUAACUACAGGCUGCCAAAAAAACUCGACCCAACACGACUAACGGUGCAAGCGCGUAUUCUAUGUCCCCAACAUCGACAAUUGGUCACAGAUGUGCAGUGACCCUGGGUGAGUUUCUCCACGGACUCAGGGUCGAUAUCAACACUCGUACGCGAAGCCUUCAGAGUAUCCUUACCAGCACUUCCUUUGAUCAUCAAGAGAGUGCACCCCAGAUUCUCCAUAAAAGAUUUGCUUUGUCAUCAUCGAAGAACCAUCUACAGUUAUGAGGAGGAGUCCUAAAUUACUGUUAUUUUUCCUAAUACUAGUAUUUGGCAUCACCUUCCCGCUUUGGCCAAAUUCCCCUUUGAAGGUGGUAUCCAUUUCGUUCCAUGGAUAUGGCACAAAUUAUUACAAACAUUUAAGGCUAGAUGAGCUGACAAAUAACUUGGCAAAAUAUAGAAACCGAAUGAACUUGUUUCACCAAAUCUUCUCCAGAGAUGAUCCAAACCAUUUAGUCAGUUUGAAAGCUCCACACCCAUCCACAGAGCCCGGAAUUAUGUUUGUGCAGACCUCCGAUGAACUAAACCCUUCGCCAUUGGCUAAGUGUGCCGUCGAAUCAGCUGCUCGAAGAAACCCAAAUAAAACUGUUUAUUACUUCAUGAAAGGAUUCAAUGGGAACAUAUCAGCCUAUCAAAAGCCUGAAUUCAAUGCCAUCCCUCUGCUUUCUUCAAUCCCGAAUGUUGUCAUCUUGCCCUUGAAUCUUGAUGAAUUAUUCAGCAGCACUCGCUUGGCUGACUGGUAUAAAGAGGUAGAUCCUGACAUGGAAGAAUACUGGAUUUAUGUGCUAUCCGAUGCCUGUCGUAUAGCGCUGCUUUGGAAGUACGGAGGAAUCUAUCUGGACACGGAUGUCAUUUCACUCAAGCCCUUGGAGUUCCAAAACUUCAUCUGUGCACAAUCAGAAAAUGGUGCUAACGGUGCAGCUUUGGGAUUUACCCGCAGUCAUUCCUUUACAGAGAUGUGUUUAACGGAUUACGUUGAGAAUUAUGAUGGAGAAGCCUGGGGCCAUCAGGGUCCUGACCUGAUGACUCGAAUGUUGAAGAAAUGGUGUGAAACUGAUAAUCUCGAUAACUUCCUUGACAAAGAAUGCAAAGGGAUUUUGUACUUGUCCAGUAACUGGUUCUACCCAAUUCCGUACACCAACUGGGAAAAAUACUUUGAAAGAGAUAGAUGGAACAAGAAUGAUAUUGAAAAUGAAUUCUCAAAGACCAGUGGGGCACAUAUCUGGAAUUUUUUAAGUGGUCAUUAUGAAACUCAAAUCAAAGGAAGUCUGUCAUUAAUGGAAUACUUCUUCAGUAAAUACUGUCCGAGCACAUAUAAAUCUCUCCCAAAAUGAUUUUGUUUGCAUAUUGUGUUGAAUAUUAAUUACUACAAAAUCACUGCUAACCAAACCAAUCAUGAUGACCUUUUCCUUUACUGAGAUUGUAUUCGAUACACACUAGAUGCAAACAUUGAUUUUUAUAUUUGAUAAAAGUUUGAUUUAGGCUAUUUUAUAUAUUACAGAUGUCUGUUUAAGAUUUUCAACAAUUUUCAGUGAAAUGGGGGAAAAUUCUGCACUAUUUUAUCCUAUUUAUUAAUCGGGUGAUGUUUGAAUGAGUCUAUUUGUGCAAUCAAAUGGCCUUGCAGGUUCAAAUUUUUUCAUUGAACUGAAUGGGGCUGUCGCUUUGUGAAAUCGUGCUUGUAGUUCAGCAAUUGGAAGAGAAAGAUCCCACAAGCUGGGCAGAUCUGCCCAACUCUUAACAGACAGCUUUCCCUCCAGCUAACGGUCUGGAGCCUGUAUCUGAGUGAGAUGCAGAACUGCUGCUCAGAGACAUUGUGUCAACUUGCUGUACGCCACUGUAGGAUCUUGGGUUUGGGAGCCAGAGAUAUCUAGUCAGUUUAUAAAGCAGGAACAGUUUACAUAUGACAUUUUGAGAAAGGUUUAAUUAAUAAUCUUGUUGUGCGGGGUCCUUUAGGGGACAGUGACCAUAACAUGGUAGAAUUCUUCAUUAGGAUGGAAAGUUAAGUAGUUCGAUCCGAAACCGGGGUCCUAAAUCUAAACAAAGGAAACUACAAAGGUAUGAGGUGUGAGAUGGCUAAGGCAGAUUGGGGAACUUCAUUAAAAGGUGUGAUGGUGCAUAGGCGAUGGCUAAUAUUUAAGGAACGAAUGUAUGCAUUGCAACAGUUACAUAUCCUUUUCUGGCACAAAAAUAGAACUGGAAAAGUGGCCCAAUCAUGAUGAACAAAAGAAAUUAAGGAUAGUAUUGGAUCCAAAGACGAAUCAUAUAAAGUUUCUAGAAAAAGUAGCAAGCCUAAGGAUUGGGAGCGGAUUAAAAUUCAGCAAAGGAGGACCAAGAUAUUGAUUAAGAGGGGAAAAUAGAGCAUGAGGGUAAACUUGCAAGGAACAUAAAAGCUUUUAUAAGUUUGUAAAAAGAAAUAGAUUAGAAGACAAGUGUCGGUCCCUUACAGUCCGAAAUGUGAGAGUUUACAAUGGAGAAUGAGGAAACAGCAGAAAAAUUAAAGAACUACUUUAGUUCUGUCUUGACAGAGGAAGACACAAAUAACUUCCCUGAAAUACUAGGGAACCAAAGGCCUAGUGAGAAAGUGGAAUUGAAGGAAAUUAGUAUUACAAAAACAAUACUGCUGGAGAAAUUAAUGGGACUGAAAGCUGAAAAAUUCCUAGGGACCGAUAAUCUACAUCCUUGGGUACUAAAGGAAGUGGCUAUGGAAAUGAUGGAUGUGUUGGUUGUCAUUUUCCAAAAUUCUGUGGAUUCUGGAACAGUCCCAACAUUUGGAGGAUGGCAAAUGUAAUCCCACUACCACUACACUCGUUAUGGGGAGUGAAAAAUACCCGUGGGGUGUGAUUUUCUCAUACAAGGAGGAUUAUGAAAGUUGCUUGUUCUCUCAAAUUUUCAUCCCUUGUGCCCUGAAGGCCUUCAUCCCCUCGAUGGGGUGUGGAAACCAUCCCUCACCUUCUGAAGCUCUUAUCUCCCUUGAUGCUGCAGGGAUACAAAUCCUAACUUUAAUAGGAUUGGGUGAGAGGCACUGGUUAGAGUGUUGUGUUCAUGUCUUUUCAUUUUAAAAAUGUGCCCCUUCUAGUUGGGAGCCAGCUGUGGACAUAUGUGAAACUUGUGAUCAAAGUUGAGCUUUUCCACCUGUCCUUAGAGACCACCCAAAGAAAGGGACACUCUUUGAGACUAAAAUGAAUUGUCUGCCUUUCCCACAGCAAUAAACACAAAUAUUUUGGACCUCUCUCCACUUUAAAACAAUUAACUUUUCCAAUCUUUGGACUGGCCCAUGCUGAAUGACAUUCAGCAGCUGAGAGGAUGUGUGGCUACAAUCUCCCAGGCUUCUGUCACUGUAAUCUUGAUCCAAGUGGUGAGAGAAUUGUGAUGAGUGAAGUUUAAAUGUUUUGCUCCUUAGUCAUUAUGAGCUGAUCAAAGAGAUGAGCUUUGAGUCUGGAGAUUGAAGAAUGGAGAAAGGGGGUUCUGUGUGUCUGCUUGGAGUAACUUUUUCCCAACAGUUCUGUUUAGUAAUGUAUUUGUAAGUGGGCAGGUGUUUCUGAUUCAGUAAGAUUAAACUCUUGUCACCUUUCCUCUUCCAAUGAGAAUGUCCUAAUGUUAUAAUUGAGAAGUGUGUUGGAGUCAUGAUGGCAGAGGCAGCCACACAUUGUAACAAUCGGUACUGUGGUUUAGGUAUUAAGAGAUUAUUACAUUACGGUUCUGUUUUUUAAUUUAGCUCUUUGCUGCUCAUACUCCCUAAGAAGAACCUCUUUCCUAGACCUACCUUUGUCAUGACAACUGGACCACCCCCUCCUCCCUCUAACUGCAAGUUCCUCUCCAGACCAGUGCUUAUGACCUGAGAUCUGGUACCAGGUAGCUAACACAGCCAUCUGGACUCGCAUACUUGGCUGCAGAGAACUGUGCCUAUCCCCAUGACUCCUACUACCACUACAUUCCUAUUCUGCCCCUGCUGGAAUGGCUUCCUGUUCUAAGGGGCCAUGGUCAGUUUGCUUAUCCAUCCUGCAGCCCCCACUCUCAUCCAUACAAUCUGCAAGAACCACAAACCUGUUGGUCAAUUGCGAUGGCCAAGGCUCCUCCACCUUUACCUUCUCGAACCCCAUUUCUACCUCACUCGCAGUCACACCCUCCUGUCCCUGACCAUGAAACAAAUCAGAAAACCCUAGAAGCUAACCUAAAAGGUGUCACCGCCUCCUGGAACAAAGUGCCCAAGUAACAUUCCCCCUCCCUGAUGCAUCGAGUGUCCAAAGUGCAGACUCCAGCUCAUUGACUCUGAGACGAAGUUCCUUGAGAUCCAGCCACUUACUGCAGACAUGUGUGCCUUGGGUCACACUGACACUCACGAGUACCCACGUAAUGCAGCUGCAGCACAUCUGCCCUGCCAUCUUUAUAGUAUUUCAAUUAUUUUACUAAUUAAAUUUUAAUUCAUACCUCCUAGUCCUGCCUGCACUUCUAUUUUUAUUAUUUCAGUUAAUGUUCUAUUUCCCCUGAUUGAAGUUCCUUUAUUUAGAUAAGAGAAAUGACUCACCCACCAAUUGCCUAAAUGCUUUCCUGCAAAAUCACACCUUGAUUUUUGUUUCUGAGUGUGGCUCUAUCUGGCUCCUGGAAGAAUAGCUGCUUUAUCUCCCGAAAACCCGCUGCUCUGUCUCCUGCACUCUCUCUGCUCUGUCUCCUGUUGUCGUAUGUGCCUGCAUGCCAAUGUAAUGUAAAGGUGCUCAGCAGAGCAAUGCUUAAUGUGAAAAUGGAGAAUAGCACCACCUGUGGUAUGAUGUAUAAAGUCAUAUGGUAAUAGAAUGAGAGAACAGUCUAGAGAGAACACUCUCGAGCCAGUCUGCAUGGAGAUUACAGUGCCACACAUGACAGUAACCUGGGAUCUGUGAAUAGGUAAAGAUUAACAUUAAAUGGUUCAUUUUUAAAUGUACAAAUCUCAAGAUCUCAUCAUUGAGAUAUCAAAAGAACCAAUAUUACAACACCUCCUUCACUCUCACUACUCUGCCUCCCACCCUCUGGCUGCACUCUGCCACCUGACAAAGUGUGUAUGGGAAAUUUCAGUUAGAGAAACAGCAUCAAUGCCAAGCACCUUUUGGUGCAAUGACCUUUGACCUUCGUGGCCCCACAAGUAUAGGUAGCUGAAGUUAAAAUCAAGAAAUUGUGUAUAUAUUGCCUUUAUAUGACUGAAUGUCAACUCCCUGUUAAUAAUUGAUUCAUGACUUUCCAUUUAAGUCAUUUUUUUUUGGUUCUGGCCUGUGCAUCAGCUCUAACCCUGAGGCCUGGAAGAAGCUUCCAACCACACCCCAGGCAGCUCCAAGUCGGAGAGUCUCAUUACUGAGUCAGGGUCAUUUUUUGCCAAGCUUCCCCCUGUCCCCAGAGUUUCUUGAAAAUUUAUAGCUUCAAUAAAUCUAUUCUUGCUGUGAUUGUAAUAAAUGCAUUCUAAUAAGUUGUGCAGAAUUAAAUUUGCUUUAAUUGUUA